This is a messenger RNA of Symsagittifera roscoffensis, 1527 nucleotides long. Its product is annotated as ras-related C3 botulinum toxin substrate 1-like. Gene Ontology annotation, biological process: small GTPase-mediated signal transduction. Lineage: Eukaryota; Metazoa; Xenacoelomorpha; Acoela; Convolutidae. The coding region runs from base 487 to 1062 and encodes 191 amino acids. The transcript is spliced from 2 exons. The record is from RefSeq and is a predicted model, not a curated record. Gene Ontology annotation, molecular function: GTPase activity; GTP binding.
UUAAAAGUUACUAUUAAAUCGCAACUAAGCUAAAAAACUAAAAGUACUUAAAGUAACUACGCUAAGAACCAUCUGAGCCGACUCGUUCAGAAAAUGGCGACCAAAACUUUGAUGUCAUAAUUAUUUUUAACUUAAAAACCGGUUAUGAUAUUUUGAGUUUUUACAUAAAAAUCGACAGCUCAACACUUGCAACAGACACCAAAAUACUUACAACCAAAAUCAUUUUCAAAUUAGCUUUUUGUGUUUCUGCAGCUUCUUAUUGUGAAUGUUUGAUGCAGAAUUAUUCUGUGAACUUAGAUCGUUGAAUUCUUUUAAAGAGUCUGAUUUAAUAAAUAGUCAAAAUUACUGAAAAAAUUAUCCAUUCAGUCUUAGAACAGUGGUUUUGGAAAUCAUUAACAAAUAAAUUACCACAAUUAUCCAAAAACUGUACCCUAAUAACCUUUUAAUUGAAGUUCCCUUGGUUAACUUUCAUUCAGUUUUCGAGUGAUGAUGAAUCCUAUCGAAGGUCGUCCUACCGUUAAGUGUGUAGUUGUGGGGGAUGGGGAAGUUGGGAAAACAAGUAUGCUCAUCAGUUACGUCAAAAACAAGUUCCCCAGUCAUUAUCUGCCGACUGUCUUUGACACUUACCAUGCAGAUGUGGCCGUCAAUGGCCGUCAAGUUGGAUUGAGCUUAUACGACACCGCAGGUCAAGAUGAUUACGACAGAAUUAGACCUUUGUCAUAUCCAAACACGGACAUCUUCCUCCUAUGUUUUUCGCUGGUUCGACAUAUUACCCUUGAAAACGUGCAUGGAAAGUGGCUACCCGAAGUUCGCCACUACUCGCCUGAAACACCAUUCAUAUUAGUUGGCACCAAAUUUGACCUUAGAAACCAGUCUAACGAGAAAGUAACCACAAUUGAAGGCCAGAAAGCAGCUAAGAAAAUGGGUAAACAAUGCCAGAAGUACAUGGAGUGCUCAGCACUGACCCAAGUUGGACUGAAAGAAGUGUUUGAUCAAGCUAUUAUUAUUGUGCUAUCCCCGAAAAAGCAAAACAUCAAAAAACCAAAAUGCAAAGUUCUUUGAGUUAAAUGUUGGAAACCUAUUUCAUAUUCAAUUUGUGAACAUUUUCAAUUCGGUCGACCUAAAAAAAGGACGUCAUAAUUUUUGAAAAUCCCCCUCCCCCAGCCAGAAGCCGCUUUUUCCAGAAGGCGCCUUUCACCAAAAAAGCAAAACAUCGAAAGAACAAAAUGUAAAAAUUUGAGUUAAAUUUUGGAAACUUGUUUCAUAUUCAAUUUUGUAAACAAAACAGCAGAUACCGUACACUUUUACUUAAUGUAAAUUUUAUUAGUGCGUCCAGGAUUUUAAGAGAUGUAAUGUAGUUUUUGUCUAAGAAAAGUGUUCUAUCAUGAAGUGAACGUAAUCGUCUAAGAGCUCUAAAGAGGUUACACAUUUCUAUGCUUGCUGAAGCAACAAGUACAACCACUAGUGUUAGUUCAAUCUCUAGUUGUGCCACUAAGUUGCGAGCUCAACAAACUUCUCGUUUAGAAU